AUGACCGGUGACGCCUACAGGGAAAUGAUGCGGCUCACCAACAAGGAGCAGUUCGAAGUUAUUCGGGAAGUCAUCCACCGCCUAACGUGCCCGGCCUCCGACCCGCUCAGAAUUUUCCUGACUGGCGUGGCAGGUUGUGGCAAGACCUUCGUUCUGCGGCUUAUUAUGGACGCCUACAACCGUUACAGCAAUACCCCUCCACGUGCACGCACAACGCGUACGUCUCGUGCGCCACAACAGGCAAGGCAGGCGGUUGCCAUCGGCGGACUCACCGUGCACGCCGCGUUCAAGCUGAGUAUGCGCACCGACGGGGGCUUGCGCGAUGGAGACCUCAACUCCUUCCGUUCAGCGUUCACCAACAUCAAAUGCGUCAUUGUGGACGAAUGCAGCAUGAUGAGCAGCGACACUCUCGCGCGUGUGGACGACCGUCUGCGACAGAUAACUGCAAACUACAAUGAGCCUUUCGGCGGCUUGGACUUCAUCCUGUGCGGUGACUUGCGCCAGUUGCCCCCCAGCGACACCAAGUUUUCCACCGCCUUGUCUAAGAUCGGCGAUGGUCGUGCGCUCGAAAAGGAGGAAGUCGACAUGCUUCAAGCCCGCUUUGUCUCCAAGGACGACGCGAAGCUCCACUGUCCUCACGGCGUCAGGCUGUUCUAUUCCAACAAGGAAGCCGAGGCGUACAACACGCAGGACGCCGUCCAGGACGUGGAUGCUAUUUACGAGGCUAAUGCAGACGACACCAUUGUCCGCUAUCGCAGUGACGCCGACUGUGAGAGUGCGAAGCGUCGGUUACACUCCCUUACCACUUCUGAGGUUGGCAACCUGCCGCGAAAAGUUGUGCUAUGUUCAGGAAAGCCAUACAUGCUUACCCUCAACAUUGACGUGUCCGACGGCUUGGUUAAUGGAGCG
Rhipicephalus sanguineus (brown dog tick) is the source of this 909-nucleotide messenger RNA. RefSeq names its product ATP-dependent DNA helicase PIF1-like. Lineage: Eukaryota; Metazoa; Arthropoda; Arachnida; Ixodida; Ixodidae. Gene Ontology annotation, molecular function: DNA helicase activity. The annotation marks the transcript as partial. The transcript is spliced from 2 exons. Gene Ontology annotation, biological process: DNA repair; telomere maintenance. The record is from RefSeq and is a predicted model, not a curated record.